Molecule: messenger RNA, 1926 nt
Organism: Aspergillus terreus NIH2624
Lineage: Eukaryota; Fungi; Ascomycota; Eurotiomycetes; Eurotiales; Aspergillaceae
Exons: 2
Coding region: 1-1926 (641 amino acids)
Biological process (GO): transmembrane transport
Molecular function (GO): transmembrane transporter activity
Source: RefSeq, a predicted model, not a curated record
AUGCUAGCCAUGGUGUGGUCCUAUUGGCAGAUAGCAUGGGAAAGAUGGACUAGGGCGAUCGGAAGCCCUGGCGACGUCAUACUCCUGGAGCGUCAUGGCUCGGACUGUCCACAUCAUCAGGAAUGGCUGUCCUAUGCUCUCGUCGUCUACAUGCCCUGCCCACCAUCAGGUUCGGAUUCGAAUGUCAUUCGCAGCGGAGGCAUGCACAUGGCUCUUGUGGUACACUUCCCCAGCUCCUCCGUGGCGAUAAAUAGUCCUCUUGUUCCCAAGAUCGUACAUGCGGAUCCGCAGACGUCGGACGAGACGGUCAAUAAGCCGGACAAUAACUCCCUAUCCAAAGAGACGGGGUCAUCUCGUUCUCUCGACAACCCCACCCACUCCCAGGCCGAGCAUGCACUGUCGCCAGGGAACAGUAAAGAAGAACCGUCGGGGGAAGUGCGCCGCGGCGGCAAGCGAGAACUCACCGAGGAUGACUGCUACGAUAAACUAGGAUUUUGCUUCCCCUGGUGGAAGAAGUGGACGAUCAUCUCGGUGAUUUUUGCCGUGCAAAUGUCGAUGAACUUCAACACGGGGGUCUACGCGAAUGCCGUUCCGGGCCUGACGGAAGAGUUUGGUAUCAGUGAACAAGCCGCCCGCGUGGGCCAGUGUGUGUUCCUCGUUGCAUAUGCCUUUGGCUGUGAGCUCUGGGCGCCCUGGAGCGAGGAAUUCGGCCGGUGGCCCAUCAUGCAGCUGAGCUUGUUCCUGGUCAACAUAUGGCAAAUUCCGUGCGCCGUCGCCCCGAACUUUGGAACCAUCGUGGUCUGCCGCACUCUCGGUGGACUCAGCUCGGCCGGCGGGUCAGUCACCCUGGGAAUGACGGCAGAUAUGUGGGAAGCCCAGGACCAGGGGUUUGCGGUCGCCUUCGUGGUGCUCUCCUCCGUGGGUGGGUCGACCGUCGGUCCCUUCUUUGGCGGCUUUAUCGGCCAGUACCUCUCCUGGCAUUGGGUGUUCUGGGUGCAGCUGAUUGUGGGCGGGUUCACCCAGGCCUUGCAUUUCUUCCUGGUCCCCGAAACCAGAGCGACGAUCUUGGUAGACCGGGAAGCGCGCCGUCGACGGAAGAACGGGGAGGAUGUCUGGGGCCCAGACGAACUGAAAACACCGCGGUUAGAUGCAAAAGACGUACUCCGGGUCUGGCGUCGCCCAUUCGAGAUGUUCCUGCGGGAGCCGAUUGUCCUCUUCCUCUCUCUUCUUUCUGGUUUCUCCGAUGCCCUGAUUUUCGUGUUCACCGAGUCCUUUACUCUUGUCUUUGAGCAAUGGAACUUCAGCACCCUGGCAGUAGGCAUGGCCUUCGGAUCGAUCCUGCUAGGGUAUGUCAUCGCGUAUGCGAUCUUCUUGCCUGAUGUCUGGCGUCAACGGAAGAUCCGUCAGGCCCACGGGGACGCCUCCCGUCUCCCAGAGCGCCGUCUCCUCCUGUUACUGUUCAUCUGUCCGUUAGAACCCAUCGGCCUCCUCGGGUUUGCAUGGACGACCAUGGGCCCGGCGUACAACCCCUGGAUCGCGCCAUUAAUCUUCGCCUGUCUGAUUGCCAUUGCAAACUAUGCCAUCUACAUGGCGACGAUCGACUAUAUGGUGGCCGCCUAUGGACCGUACUCCGCCUCCGCCACCGGAGGCAAUGGCUUCGCGCGAGAUUUCCUGGCUGGCAUCGCGACCAUGUAUUCCACCCCGAUGUACCAGAAUAUCGGCGGGCGUCGGCACCUGCAGUGGGCUAGUACCUUGCUGGGCUGUGUGGGCGUGUUGGUCAUGAUCCCCAUUUACGUGUUCUAUUGGAAGGGUCCGGCGAUUCGCGCAAAGAGCAAAUUCGCACAGACGCUCGAGGCCGAUCGCCAUCGUCAUGCCGAGCGACGGGCUAGUCAUCUCAGUGCCUCCGAAAAGCCAUACCCAGCCUAG